AUGGCGGACCAGCCCCCAAUCGUUCUUGACGGAGGAACCGGCUUCCUGAAAGUCGGAUAUGCGGCGCAGAACUUCCCCGAACACCAGUUCCCCUCCAUAGUGGGGCGGCCUAUUCUCAGAUCCGAGGAGCAGGCUGGGGAUAUCAUUGUGAAAGAUAUUAUGUGUGGCGAUGAAGCUGCCGCUGCUAGAUCGAUGUUGCAAAUUAGCUACCCUAUGGAGAAUGGAAUUGUGAAGAAAUGGGAUGACAUGCAACAUCUAUGGAACUAUACGUUUUACGAUAAAAUGAAGAUCGAUCCUGCAGGCCGGAAAAUCCUCCUCACGGAACCACCUAUGAAUCCCCUCAAAAACAGAGAGCAGAUGUGCGAGGUGAUGUUCGAGGGAUACAACUUCGGAGGAGUAUACGUUGCGAUACAGGCUGUUCUGGCCCUCUACGCACAAGGUCUCAGCAGUGGUGUCGUGGUCGAUUCGGGGGAUGGCGUCACUCAUAUAGUUCCGGUUUACGAGUCCACCGUCUUAAACCAUCUAACGCGCCGUCUCGAUGUUGCAGGCCGCGAUGUCACUCGUAACCUAAUCGCCCUUCUUCUCCGACGCGGCUACGCCCUUAACCGUACCGCUGACUUCGAAACCGUUCGUCAAAUCAAAGAAAAACUCUGUUACGUGUCCUAUGACCUGGAACUUGACCAGCGUCUCUCAGAAGAUACGACCGUGUUGGUUGAAUCAUAUACCCUCCCAGAUGGCAGAGUGAUUAGGGUUGGUAGCGAGCGGUUUGAGGCUCCAGAAUGCCUCUUCCAACCCCAUCUUGUCGACGUAGAGCAGCCUGGUAUCGCGGAGUUUCUGUUCAACACCAUUCAGGCUGCUGAUGUUGAUGUGAGGAGUAGUUUGUAUAAGGCUAUUGUUCUCAGUGGCGGUAGCAGCAUGUAUCCCGGUCUACCAUCGAGGCUUGAGAAAGAAUUGAAGCAGCUCUGGUUGACACGGGUAUUACAAGGGAACCCGGAAAGACUAAACAAAUUUAAAGUACGCAUCGAAGACCCCCCUCGAAGAAGACACAUGGUGUUCCUCGGAGGUGCUGUACUCGCAAAUCUGCUAGCAGACAAAGAAAACAUGUGGAUCUCGAAAGCAGAAUGGGAUGAAAAGGGUGCCGCUGCUCUCGAGAAACUUGGUCCAAGAUAA
Molecule: messenger RNA, 1170 nt
Organism: Paracoccidioides brasiliensis Pb18
Product: actin-related protein 2
Exons: 7
Coding region: 1-1170 (389 amino acids)
Biological process (GO): Arp2/3 complex-mediated actin nucleation
Cellular component (GO): actin cortical patch; Arp2/3 protein complex
Molecular function (GO): actin filament binding
Source: RefSeq, a predicted model, not a curated record